CCAUCCUGUCGCAUCAGAGAACAUGGCGGCUGCCGCUGGUGCGGCAAAGGGGCUCGACCAGGCCGGGCUUGGGCCGUUGGAGAUGAAUGAUUCAAGAUGUGAAAAUAUUGGGCAGAAGAAUUCUGCUGCUAUAGCAUAGGCUGAGUUUUGAAUCCAGACUUGAAGCUUAAAAACGGACAAAACAAGCAUUGAGUAAAAGUGCUUAAUGGACAGAGAAUGUCAGCAGUAUGGAUGAGGCAGAAAUCAACACUGAGAUCAUUGGUGCUAAAGAACUGCUAGAUGACAGCAAUUUCAUCUCUGAGAAGAGUGGCAUUCCCAAAUUAGAAGAGAGUGAAACAUCAUUUCAGAAUAAUACAUUGACUUGGCCUGAAGAUCUAUCAACAGACAAGUCUGAAAACGCCUUAAGUGGGGGCCAAACAUCUAUAUUUAUACAUACUGGGGCUCCUGCUGUUUCUAGUGAAAAUUUUGUUCUGCCUACAGAAACUUCUGUUAAUGGACCAGUUCCACACUCCAGUUUAACUAAGAUUUCCAUUAUGAAACAAGGCAGCAUUUCAUUAACUAAUGCACAAGCUGUGGGCCAUCAAACAGAUUCUUCAUCAUCUGUCACAGUGGUACCUGAUCUUCAACUUCCCACAAAACCAUCAGCCCAAAAUUCAAGUCCAGUUUUGUUCUUGUUACCUGAAGCAACACAUGCUAAGAACCUAUCACAUUCCAUGAAAAAUCUACCUCCCUCUGCUUCAGUUGCUUGUGAUGUAGAGCCAUCAAUAGGAAAAAGCAUAAAAUCAGAUAGCACUUUAGUAAGCCAAGUAGAUGUAAGUGAGGAUAGCAGAACUUCAUUAGGAAAAGAUGAUGGUAGCAAAUCACUAACAGGGAUUUCCUCAGCUGCAGGUGACUUCAGAUCAGAAAGUGAUGUAAGCUGGGAUCCACAGAAAGAAUACAUAGAAUUCCUUAUGACAAAUGAAGAAACAGUAGAAGAGCCACCAAUUCAACCUAAAGUUGGCGUACAGAAAAGGAGAAAAAGAAAGAUGGACGUUAGCAAAAUAACUCGCUAUACUGAGGACUGUUUUAACGAAUCAAAUUAUAUUCCUGACAAUUCUGAAUUAGUAGAUAUUGAGUUUUUGGAGCAGAGUGAGAAUGUACAAGUAAUAGAAUCACAAAAAUAUUCCUUAGCAAGAGUAAAGCCUGAAUCUACAGAUGAGGAAUUGGAAGUUGUGGAUGCCAUCCAGCAACUGAUUUAUAAUCCAAGUAAUAAGUGUGCAGAUGAUAUUUCCCCUGUUCACAGUAGCACUUUUCUUUCUAAUACUUUAUUGAACAAAUGUGAACAAGAUGACUUGGAAUCACCAUCUAACUUCAUUUCUGAUGAGCCAUCUUUUUAUCCCUGUACAAAGUGCAAUGUGAAUUUUAGGGAAAAAAAGCAUCUGCACAGGCACAUGAUGUAUCAUUUGGAUGGCAACAGGCACUUUCGUCAUUUAAAUGUUUCGAGGCCUUAUGCAUGUAGGGAAUGUGGCCGGACCUUUAGAGAUCGCAAUUCCCUUCUUAAACAUAUGAUAAUUCAUCAGGAAAGAAGACAGAAAUUGAUGGAGGAAAUUCGUGAAUUAAAAGAACUUCAGGAUGAGGGUAGAAGUGCACGGUUACAGUGUCCACAAUGUGUGUUUGGUACCAAUUGUCCCAAAACCUUUGUGCAGCAUGCUAAAACCCAUGAAAAAGAUAAAAGAUACUACUGCUGUGAAGAAUGUAACUUUAUGGCUGUGACAGAGAAUGAACUUGAAUGCCAUCGAGGGCUUGCUCAUGGGGCAGUAGUGAAAUGUGCAAUGAUCACUACAGACAUUACCCAGAGAAAAACACACAAAAAGGCAUUAGUGAAAGAUUCCUAUAUGGAAUCCUCAAAAAAGACAGUUGACUAUAUGUGUAAAAUGUGUCCUUUUACUACAUCAGCCCGAAGCAUUUUAAAAAAACAUGUGGAAUAUUUGCAUCCAUCAGCUUGCAUAGAUCCCUUUGGCAGUCGCCUUAGACUAGAUAAAAGAAAAAGGCUCGGUAUAGAAGAAGCUUUAAAUUUUGGUAGCAGGACUAAACAUUUAAUCAAGCAAGCAUCUGCCUUUCCAAAGACUUCUGUUUUAAAACAAGAUCUGAAACGACCAUUUGGCUCUGCAUUCCAGACAAGUCACUUUGCAAAACUCCACAAGAGACCCUCCAGGAUACAGAAGGCUCGGAAAAGCGUUGCACAGUCAGCUAAACUUGCUGGGAAAAAAGACAGCUAUGAAACGGACGAUGAAAGUUCAUGGGAUAAUGUUGAACUGUGUGAUUACACUACACGGUCUGUGGAGGAUGGCUCUUACAGUGAUAUUAAUCAGGACCAUGUAAACCUGUUCCCUUUAUUUAAAGGUAAAAUGGAAGAAGAAGGUGGUGGUAAAUCGUCUCUUAGAUAUGAACAAAAUGAUGGAUUUUAUUUUGAAUAUUAUGAAGAUGGCGAAGGUAACAAUUAUCUGCAUGAUUUCCAAGAUCAUCAUCAUUUGGAAAACAUAGGUACAACAUUGCCAAAGCAUAAUUCCGUUUUUCACUGGACUGAUUUAUCACUUGAGAAAAAAAACUGUCCAUACUGUCCAGCAACUUUUGAAACUGGUGUUGGAUUGUCUAAUCAUGUCCGUGGACAUCUUCACAGAGCUGGGUUAAGUUAUGAGGCACGCCAUGUUGUCUCACCUGAGCAGAUAGCUACAAGUGACAAAAUGCAGCAUUUCAAAAGAACUGUGACGGGAACCCCAGUGAAACGAGUUAGAAAAGCAAUUGAGAAAUCUGAAAGUUCUACAGAACACACAUGCCAGCUCUGCGGAGGUUGGUUUGACACUAAAAUUGGAUUAUCUAAUCAUGUGCGAGGACACCUAAAAAGGCUUGGUAAAACCAAAUGGGAUGCACAUAAAUCUCCAAUUUGUGUUCUAAAUGAAAUGAUGCAAAAUGAAGAAAAAUAUGAAAAAAUCCUUAAGGCAUUGAACAGUCGUCGUGUUAUUCCCAGACCAUUUGUUGCUCAGAAACUUUCAUCAAAUGAUGACUUUUUGUCUCAAAAUGUUAUACCUCUUGAAGCAUACCGCAAUGGCCUAAAGACUGAAGAUAUAUCGGUGUCUGCAUCAGAGGAAGAAAGGCUGAAUUGCCUCAAUGAAUAUGAUGAAGCAAAAUCAUUAUUGCAUGAUGAAAAAAAAACCCAGUCACUUACACUGAUAGAACUCUUGAAAAAUAAAAGGAUGGGAGAAGAAAGAAAUUUUGAUAUCUCUCCUCAAAAGAUUCAUAAUCAAACCGCAAGAAAGAGGUUUGUUCAAAAAUGUGUUCUUCCAUUAGAUGAAGAUGGUCCUUUGAUGUAUCAACCACAAAAAAUGGAUUUGACUGUACAGUCAGCCAUAGAUUGUAAACAAAAAAAAUCAAGAUCAAGAUCUGGAAGCAAGAAAAAAAUUCUACCAUUACCUCAUGGUGCUGAUGAAGUUUACAUACUCCGGUGCAGGUUUUGUGGUCUAGUAUUUCGAGGACCCUUAUCUGUUCAAGAAGAUUGGAUAAAGCACCUUCAACGCCACAUUGUGAACGCAAAUCUUCCUCGAACUGGGGCUGGCAUGGUGGAAGUGACAUCACUGCUUAAAAAACCUGCCUCAAUCACUGAAACUUCAUUUUCUUUCCUGAUGGCUGAAGCAGCUUCAUAGAAUAUGGAAACACUUCAUAUUGCAUUGGAUGUACAUUUGAAAUCCUUUUGUUAGUUUUUUUAAAGUUAAAUUAUCUGUUUAUAAAAUUUGAAGCAAGAAAAUGGGAGUGGGAGGAGAAUGACAGUUAACAUCCAAACAAUUGAGUACUUAACACAAUUACCGUAAGUAGUCUUUAUAUUUUAUAUAGGGUGGAAGAUGUAUUUUUAAAGUUUACUAUGUUUUUGGGUCAAUUACUGUGUUCACUAUUGAUACAAACCCAUCACACGUAAGAAGAUGUUUUUAAAUUGUUGCACAUGGGAUCUUAAGAUACGUUUUAUGAAAUGAAAGCAUUCUUUACAGUGUUACCAGAAUCAAUGCUUUGUUUAAAAAAAAAACCUUGCUUAGUAAAAUAUUUUAUUUUGUUUGUAUGUAUGUAGUGUUUUGUACAAUACCAAGAAAUGCUAAUGCAAUUUAUUAAAUUUAGGGCAUUAAAAAUCAUGUACUUCAUAGAUCAGGAGACUGUUCCAUUCAAAUAGGGCAAUUAGUACUAUUUAGCCGUGUAUGUGUUUUUUAAUCACACAAGACUUUUUUACUAAAAGUGGAGGGAAACUUGUUAAACAAAUUUCUAAAACCUAUGUACAUAAUACUGGAAAUUAUUUGUGGUAAGGAAAGAUUCUUUACUUCACUUGCAUUUCUCACUGACAAUAAAAUGGUGCAUCCAUGCUACCUCCAACUUUGUCAGCAGUAAUGGUAUUUACCCUUUCCAUUUGUAGCAUCACAUACUUACUCAUGGUUUUCUUUAUUGUAGAACAUGCUAAUGACAUUGUUCCUUUAUGCUUUGCUUAAAAGUAUGUUGCUUACACAAGUCAUUUUGUUGCCUUUUAUUUAAUACUAUAGAAAUGUAUUAAAAGCAUUGCUCACUACAUGGCUUAGGUUAAACUAGCCUUUUUGCAGUUGUUUUUAAAUAAAUCAUAAUAUCAUUGGACACAAAUAGAAAAGUUUCCACAUAUGAAGAGAAUGUUUACAAUUUGAAUUUUAGAAUUUGUUUUGGGUGUAAUUAUAUGUAUGAAAACUGUAACACUAUGCUCAUGCUAAGGACCUAUUUACAGAAUUAUUAAAAUAAAUGUGCUGUGAGGAUAGAAAAAUAUGGUGCAAGUGUCUUGAUCAAAAUUAAUAUUGGCUGUUGACAAAAAUGUCACUUUUCAGCAGAUAAGCAAAUUCCUCUUUGAAAACUGGUUCUGUAAUGCAAGUAAUGUUUCCUUUUAUUCAUGUAGGGUGAUUAAUACUGUAGUUAAGCCAAGGAAAUGCAUUGAUAUUGUUUUGCGUGUAAAUAAAAUUAUAAAACAGUUGAGAUGUGAGGAGUAUUUUGGUGGAGAAUAUACAUACCUCACAGCCAGUGAAAUUGCGUUCCUCAUGGUAUAUCUCCAUACCAAGACUAUAUCUCUCUAAAUAAAAGGUUAAAAGAAAAUGUGAUAUUUGUCUGUAAUGUGAAGUAAUUCUUGUUCUGCAUUACAUACAUGAUCUGAAG
Messenger RNA from Ahaetulla prasina, 5187 nucleotides. It is a transcript of the gene ZNF644, whose product is annotated as zinc finger protein 644. The coding region runs from base 228 to 3680 and encodes 1150 amino acids. The record is from RefSeq and is a predicted model, not a curated record. Gene Ontology annotation, biological process: regulation of transcription by RNA polymerase II. Gene Ontology annotation, molecular function: DNA-binding transcription factor activity, RNA polymerase II-specific; RNA polymerase II cis-regulatory region sequence-specific DNA binding. Gene Ontology annotation, cellular component: nucleus. Lineage: Eukaryota; Metazoa; Chordata; Lepidosauria; Squamata; Colubridae. The transcript is spliced from 8 exons.